This is a messenger RNA of Bacidia gigantensis, 3945 nucleotides long. RefSeq lists its product as uncharacterized. The record is from RefSeq and is a predicted model, not a curated record. Gene Ontology annotation, cellular component: ribonuclease MRP complex; nucleolar ribonuclease P complex. NCBI's taxonomy places the organism in Eukaryota, Fungi, Ascomycota, Lecanoromycetes, Lecanorales, Ramalinaceae. Bases 1 to 3945 code for a protein of 1314 amino acids. The transcript has 3 exons. Gene Ontology annotation, biological process: tRNA 5'-leader removal.
AUGGCAGUACACCAAGAAUUUGGCGCACAGACGGAUGCCUCCACUGUCGCAGAGACCUUCCAAUCAUCUAUCAAAGACAAAGUCUUUCUCAUCACCGGAGUCGGUCGCGGAGGCAUCGGUGGUACCACUGCCAAAUCGCUCGCCGCAUUCGAGCCGCGACUCCUCAUCCUCGCAGGUCGUUCAGCAGAUAAGGUCAAGGCCGUAAUCAGCGACAUCGCCUCUAGCUAUCCCAAAGUACUCUGCCGAUUCGUUCAGAUCGAUCUGUCUUCUCCUACUUCUAUCCGUGAAGCAGCCACAACGGUUCUUGCUUAUGAGGAACCUCUUCAUGUCUUGAUCAAUAAUGCAGGCCUGAUGGCUCUAUCCUCUCGCACACUUACCCCGCAAGGUAUCGAAAUGCAAUUCCAGACCAACCACCUCGGACCGUUCUUGUUUACGAACCUGCUCCUUCCCAAGCUCCUUUCCGCUGGCCAUACAUUACCCGCCAACACCGCCCGAGUGGUCAACCUAUCCUCCUCAGGGCAUGCUCUCUCACCUGUCCGUUUCUCUGACUUGACGUUUGCCAAACCGAAUGAGUCUGUUCCACCGGAGGAGCAGUUUCAGGCGAGUACGCUAUCGCACCUCGGUCUUUUGACAUACGAUGAACACUACGUUCCCAUGGCCGCUUACGGACAGGCAAAAACAGCUAGCAUCCUAUUUUCUAUCGCUCUCAAUACUCGUCUUGCCGCGAAAGGCCAUAGUGUUAGCAGCUUCUCACUCCACCCUGGCAGUAUAGAUACAGAACUGCAACGACAUUGGGAUCCGAAAGCAUUAGAACACGCGAGACAGCAGUCUAGUAGCAAUUUUGUGAGAAAAACGUUAGAGCAAGGGGCUAGCACGACUCUAGUCGCAGCGCUGGACCCGGGACUGGAGCUGAUGGAGGGCGAGGUGGGAUACUUGUCCGAUUGCAGAUUUGCGGAGCCAGCGGAAUGGUGUAGAGGUGAAAAGGGAAUAGAGAAUGCGGAGAGGUUGUGGAAGAUUAGCGAGGAGCUGGUGGAUGGCACCCAUGGUACCACAAAAGCGAAAGGCUCCCUCUCGAACAAGAAUGCAGCCCACCCAAAUAAGAAGAAGCCGAUCAAAUUAUGGAACGCCCGAAAAAUAUUAGCUGAACCACCAGACAAGGCACUCAAUAAAAAUGGGGAUCUCGAUGUUGGCGCGUUCGUCAAAGCCCGAGAGUUCGAGAUACAAGCAAUUGACAAAAGCAUGACGAAAGCCCCUGCUGCACUGAAUUCGCGGGCUUUUCAAUCGGUACCAAGAGACAUGAGGAGAAGGACGGCAAGUCACAAUGUCAAGAAAAUACCAAAACGGUUGAGAUCCAGAGCAAUGAAGGACGACAAAACAGUCACAGGGGCAGCCCGAGUCAAAAAGCUUACUUCUCAUAAACGCUUAAGGUCAGAGAAGGCAAAGAGGCUGAUGGCUAAAGGAAGAUUAAAGAAGGCGCAACGAGCGGCUGCAAAGAAGACCAAGCCUGGAGAGACAGACCCCGAGAAAUUGGUCCAAAUCGUGCCUCGAUUUCCAAAUCCUAAGAAGAAUAAGCUUGUAAAGCCUCCAAAACCGCCAGCUAAAUUUCGUAGACGGCAGCGAGACAAGUCAUGGCUGCCCACGCACAUUUGGCAUGCUAAAAGAGCCCAUAUGACAGCACCUAAAUACCCCCUAUGGCGAUUCGCUUUACCGCUGUCUCCAACGAACAAGGUCUUCAGAACAAGUCAUAGAGCUUCCGUCUUACGAGGUUGUAUCGCUUGGGACAUGAGUUACAUGGGAACUAUCGCAAUCGAAGGAGUUGAACCAAGUGUAUUGGGUCUUCUCCGAAGUGUCGGAGUCGAAGAACAAGUCUUGACAGGGAAAUCCGGGGCCAAAUGGCGUAAAGGCGUAAGGAGCUGGGAGGGCUGGAUCAAGGAACGCGACAACGACAAAAGGCCGAUUGCCCCUGUGCAGCUUGUAUGGUGUGCACAAGACGAAACACUUUCGAUCAGUGGAGAGAAAAGGAACAAAUUUCGGAGACAAUUGUUUUUAAGGGUACAUCCAUCCGCGUAUUUGCAAGUCUGGAAUGAGGUUUUGAAAAUUUCCAAAAUGCAACGCCCAAUCGUCAUGGUAGAAGAUUUGCGAUUUGAGAUCGGCAGCAUCGAAAUCACCGGACCAGGGAGCACAGAAGCAUUAUUGGCAGCACUGCAUCCAAUAUCCAAUGAAGAAGUGUCGCCAGAAUAUUCUCCAGACGCAGAGAAAGCUCAAGGGGGAGCUGAGCAGACGCUAGAGAGUGACUGGGAAGACGUCGAAACUCCGCAAAGAAUUUGGUCUAGGCUGGCUGGUCUCAGCAAUCCUUCUGCACUUCCAGCUAGAGCUCUUUUAGCAUUUAAUGUGAUGGAUCCUCGACUACGAUCUCCGCCUAGAACAGUCCCCAAUCUACGCUUCAGUGAAACAGAUCCCAGUUCCUUGAACAUUCUUGCAGAAUGGCCGCCCGAUCAAACUCAGAGUGCAGCAGACAUUUUCGAUCACAAGAAGCGUUUGACUGCAUCCCAUCGCUUAGCAAGCCAGAAAUCUAUCAACAGAAGAAAAGGAGAGGCUUCGCCGGGUGACUACCCAAGCGCUUCACCUACAGAUCCUCACAUACCCAUACUCCUUUUAGCCUCCCGCCCUGCCCCUCAGAACUCCAAUCAGGGCUCUUGGAUGCUUCUGCUCCCCUGGGAUUGCGUUCUGCCCGUGUGGUAUACUCUAGUCCAUUACCCGCUUUCUACAGGAGGCAACCCUCGAUUCGGCGGUCUGCUCGAAAAGGGACAAAUCACGUUCGAACAGGGCAGGCUGUGGUUUCCCGGCGCUUUCCCGGGGACCAAAGCUGGAUGGGAAUGGGAAAUUCUUGAGAGAGAUAAGGUGGAGAUAGAAUGGCGACGCAAGCCCAAAGGCCGCCGCACAGAGUUCGACAGUACUGAUCUCGGCGAAGGCAGGAGAGGAGAAAUUGGAAAAGGUUGGGCUUGUGACUGGGAGCGAUUGCUCCUUGGCAAGGACGGCGCUGAAGCGCUCGAGGUGGCGAAAGACGCAGCGCUUCAAGAUGCAGCAAAGAAGGACGACGGUCUCGCGUCACAAGCCGGUGAUGACCCCAAAGACCGGCGGCGAGCAUCAGACCAAUUGAAGCCUGAGAAUACUCAUUCUGAAGGGCCGCCGCACGCCAUACACCACGUCUCUGCUCAGCUUAUUAACAGACUCUUUCCAUCCGUUCCCUUGACAGCCCUCUCGCCAAUCCACAUACAAUUUCUCACAGGCCACGUAUCCCGCAACGCUCGCAUUUACCGACUUCCCACAGCUGAUGAUACUCUUUUUGCCCGUUGGCAGGCUCUUUCCACAUCCAGUUCUACUAAGGAGUCUAAAACUCGCCACAACAACCAAACACGGACAGCAUCGUCCAGACCUCAAUCGGCACGCGAUCGUGCCAGUCUCCCCCAACACGAGCGAGCAGCAGCUCUCGCUGUAUCUCUCCUUCAGCCGCCUAUUUCACGCCUCGAUGGCGAGAUGAAGCCAGGACAUCCCAACUACCCGCCUGUCCCCGAUGAGAACGACCUUAUUGGUUUCGUCGUGUAUGCGAAUUAUCAUCUAGGUGAGGGCAAGGUACAGGCCGUGGGCAAUGUGCUCGUACAUCGGGCGCUAGGACUCGACCUUGAGAAAGCCUUGAGUGCGGAGGAAAGUGCGGGUAAAGGCAAGGGGAAAGACACAGAGGUAUCAGGAACAGGGCAGGAGAAGGUGGUGAGGUUUGCAGGAAAGGACGGAGGUGGCAAGGGCAAAGGUAAAGGGAGGAAAGACGGCAACGCUGGGAAUGAGGGGAAGAAGGGUGUCUCAAAGGUUCCAAAAGGCGGGAUAUGCAUCGUUCGUGAUGCCGGACAGGGCCUUGGACGGCUGGCGAAAUGGGAGUGGGCUUCAUAG